This is a messenger RNA of Cyphellophora europaea CBS 101466, 3516 nucleotides long. RefSeq lists its product as uncharacterized. The transcript has a single exon. The coding region runs from base 1 to 3516 and encodes 1171 amino acids. Gene Ontology annotation, molecular function: copper ion binding; ATP hydrolysis activity; P-type divalent copper transporter activity. The record is from RefSeq and is a predicted model, not a curated record. Gene Ontology annotation, cellular component: membrane. Lineage: Eukaryota; Fungi; Ascomycota; Eurotiomycetes; Chaetothyriales; Cyphellophoraceae. Gene Ontology annotation, biological process: copper ion homeostasis; monoatomic cation transport.
AUGGCCAUCAGCAGUGCUGCUGGUGGGUCCAAGCCCAUGAAUGCUACGUCCGCCCACAUGGCAACCACCACGCUUGAUGUUCAGGGCAUGACCUGCGGAGCUUGUACCUCUGCGGUUGAAUCUGCUUUUAAAGACGUCGACGGUGCUGGAGCUGUGACUGUCAGCCUUAUAACAAACCGUGCCGUUGUUCACCACGAUCCCUCCAAAUUGGCUCCCGAAGCAGUCGCCGAGAUCAUUGAGGACCGCGGUUUUGACGCCGAAGUCCUGACCACCGAUAUGCCUAAGCCUAAUCUCGCUGUUGCGACGCACGAUCUUCUGGAUCUGGAGAAAGAUGACCCCGCGCAGAUUGUAGAGACAACUAUCCAAGUUGGAGGCAUGACUUGUGGCGCCUGCACAUCCGCCGUCGAGUCGGGUUUCAAAGAUGUGCCAGGAGUUGUCUCGAUGACUGUAUCUUUGAUGACAAACCGAGCGGUCGUUUUGCAUGACCCCGCCACAGUAUCUCCAGAGGCCGUCGCAGAAAUUAUUGAAGAACGAGGUUUCGAUGCCACGAUAAAGGAGACCAAACCUGUUGCGUCCACAGGCGGUGCCGCUCAAAUUACAGCCAACAAAGUCAACUCGGUGACUACUACGGUUUCUAUUCAGGGCAUGACCUGUGGCGCCUGCACAUCAUCAGUUGAGGGUGCUUUUAAAGGUAUCGAAGGCCUGAUACGCUUCAACAUAUCCCUGCUAGCGGAACGAGCAGUUAUUACACACGACCCGUCCAAGCUGAGUGCAGACAAGAUCGUUGCGACAAUAGAGGACGCCGGGUUUGACGCAACAUUAGUGUCCAGCCAAGCCGAAGGUGUGGCGCUCGACAGCGGCUUUGCGUCCAUUCAGCUCAAGAUCUAUGGCAUUAUCGACAGCAGCCACGCGACCGACUUGGAAGAGCAGAUCCGCUCGAAAGACGGAGUAGAAAGCUUUGUCAUCAGCCUGGCAUCUUCAAGAGCCACGGUCACCUACGACCCUUCGAUAACAGGACUACGCUCACUGGUCGAGGCCGUAGAGAACGCGGGGUUCAACGCGCUGCUCGCUGACACCGACGAUACCAACGCACAACUGGAAUCAUUGGCCAAGACUCGCGAGAUACGGGAGUGGAAGCAGGCAUUCACCGUUUGCCUGGCCUCCGCUAUUCCUGUGCUUUGCAUCAGCAUGAUUAUACCGAUGUUUAUACCCAUUCUCGAUUUCGGAUCCGUGGAGCUCAUCCCAGGUCUCUUCCUGGGCGACAUUGUCUGCUGUGCAUUAACUAUACCCGUUCAAUUUGGCGUCGGCAAGCGUUUCUAUAGAUCUGCCUGGAAGAGUUUAGUCCACAAUUCGCCCACCAUGGACGUUCUUGUGGUUUUGGGAACCUCAGCGGCGUUCUUCUUCAGCUGCUUUGCUGUUAUCAUUGCUGUGUUGAUGAAGCCUCAUAACAAGCCUGGAACGGUUUUCGACACGAGCACAAUGCUCUUCACCUUCAUCACCCUAGGUCGCUGGCUUGAAAAUCGUGCAAAGGGCCAAACUUCAAAAGCUUUGUCCAACCUGAUGUCUCUGGCCCCCAGCAUGGCCACCAUUUACGAAGAUCCUCUCUACGCAGAGAAGCUGGCUGAGGACUGGAUAUCUCCCAACUCGCCUGUUCUGAACAGAGCUCCUCCGGCUUUCGACGAGAAACGAGAUGGUGCUCCCACCGCUGCCGCGGUUGAGAAAAACAUUCCCACCGAGCUGAUUGAGGUCGGUGAUAUCGUCAUUCUACGACCAGGCGAUAGAAUACCAGCCGACGGCGUUGUCAUUCAAGGUGAUAGUUAUGUGGACGAAAGCAUGGUGACUGGGGAAGCUAUGCCCCUGCAGAAGAAGAAGGGAGGUCUUCUCAUGGCCGGCACCGUCAAUGGCGCUGGAAAAAUGGACUUCCGAGUGACCAGAGCUGGCAAGGAUACGCAACUGAGUCAGAUCGUCAACCUGGUACAGGCGGCUCAGACAAGUCGGGCGCCUAUCCAGCGCAUGGCUGAUUUGGUUGCCGGUUAUUUCGUCCCAGUCAUCAUCAUACUUGGUUUGGUCACAUUCUCGGCGUGGUUCGUCCUCAGCCACCUCCUAGAGCACCCUCCCGAUAUCUUCGUCCAGGCUCAAAGCGGUGGCAAGUUCAUGGUUUGCCUCAAGCUCUGCAUUUCCGUCAUUGUUUUUGCAUGCCCAUGCGCGUUGGGCCUAGCAACUCCGACCGCAGUCAUGGUGGGAACCGGCACUGCUUCUCAACAGGGUAUUCUUGUCAAAGGAGGUGCUGCUCUCGAGAUGGCUACGUCUAUUACGCACAUUGUUUUCGACAAGACUGGCACCCUCACCUUUGGUAAGCUGAACGUCGCCAAGGUUCAAACAGUCUCCCAAUGGAGUUCUGAUAAUGGCCGAAAGCUGUGGUGGGCUUUAGUUGGGCUCGCUGAAUCUGGCUCUGAACAUCCCAUUGGGAGGUCUAUCUUGGCUCGAGCCCGUGAAGAGUUGUCCAUCGGCCCCGAGGACCCUCUGCCUGGUCAGCUGGGAGAUUUUGAAGUCAAGGUCGGCCAAGGCCUCUCUGCCAUUAUUGCAACCGGUCAGAGCGGCGAGCGAUAUCAGGUACUAGUGGGCAACGAAAAGUACAUGGGUCGAAACAGUGUUCCCUUGCCUGAGGCUGAGCCGAGUCGUCAAAAGCUCAAAGGUGCAGCUGGAACCACCAACAUAUACGUUGCUAUUGAUGGCAAGUAUGCUGGCCAACUCGCACUUUCCGAUACCCUCAAACCAACCUCCGCUGCGGCUGUUGCAGCUCUGCAUAAGAUGGGUAUCAGCACAUCACUAGUGACUGGAGACACCUACGAUACCGCUGUAGGCAUCGCUCAACUGGUUGGAAUCCCUACAAAUUCCAUAAAGGCUUCGGUGUCUCCCGGUGAGAAGCAGCAAAUCAUCGCAGACCUUCAAGCUCAAGGCGAGGUCGUAGCAAUGGUUGGUGACGGUAUCAACGAUUCACCUGCUCUCGCAACUGCCAACAUUGGAGUCGGGCUUGUCAGUGGUAGCGAUAUUGCUGUCGAGGCCGCAGAUGUUGUCAUUAUGCGUUCAGACGACAUGUUGAACAUCCCAGCCUCAUUCUGGAUAUGCCGUACCAUCUUCCGACGUAUCAAGUACAACCUCUUGUGGGCAUGUGCAUACAACGUUAUCGGUCUGCCGUUUGCCAUGGGCAUCUUCUUACCAUUCGGCCUGCAUAUGCCUCCUUUACUCUCGGCAACUGCCAUGAUGUUCUCGUCGAUCUCCGUGACGUUAUCAAGCCUAGCACUUCGCUGGGCGAAGAGACCCAAGUGGAUGACAGCCGAAGCAUUGGAAAUGGAAGCGAGCACGAUCAAUGUACCAGUCGUUGGGGCGGAGCGAAAAGUUGGGAGCCUCGAAGCGGUUCAGAACAGGAUAUCAAGAUUCGUCACCGGGAGAAGAGGAGCUGACUCGCGCGACAGAGGUUCUUAUGUGCCCUUACAAGCGUCCGAUGCUGUUUAG